AAGGCUGAACAAAGAGGCUGACAAAGUGGCCGAUGUGGAGGCACCAUGGGGAGGAUGCUGCUCUGGGCCUGUUUGGCUGUUUUGCUGCAGGUGCAACUAGGCUCAGCCUAUAAGCUAGUGUGCUACUUCACCAACUGGUCCCAAUAUCGACCAGAUGCAGCCAAGUUCUUCCCUAAGGAUGUGGACCCAUGUCUGUGCACACACCUGAUAUAUGCCUUUGCCACCAUGAAUGACAACAAAAUUGCUCCUUACGAAUGGAAUGACAUAGACGUCCUGUAUCCUCAGUUCCGAGCUCUCAAAGAACGCAAUGGAGAUCUGGUUAACUUGCUCGCCAUCGGCGGCUGGAACUUUGGCACUCAGAAAUUCACCACCAUGGUCUCUACGGAGACCAAUCGUAAGAUCUUCAUCUGCUCUGUCAUUGACUUCCUUCGGCAACAUGGAUUUGAUGGCAUUGACCUGGAUAUUGAAUACCCAGGGUCCCGUGGAAGCCCACCAGAGGACAAGCAGCGAUUUACCAUCUUAAUUAAGGAAAUGCUAGAGGCUUUUGAAGAAGAGGCCAAAGAAACAGGACGCCCCAGGCUACUUAUCACAGCAGCUGUAUCUGCUGGCAAGGGGACCAUUGAUGCAGGAUACGAAAUUGCAGAGAUUGGAAAGCUCCUCGAUUUCAUCAGUGUGAUGACCUAUGAUUUUCACGGUGGCUGGGACACAACUACAGGACACAACAGUCCCCUGCAUGUAGGAUCUAAGGAUCAAGGCGACAUGCGUUAUUUCAACUCUGAAUAUGCCAUGAAAUACUGGAGAGACAAUGGGGUCCCUGCAGAAAAGCUCAUCAUGGGGUUCCCCACCUAUGGGAGGACCUUCCGACUCAGCAGUUCUGACACCUCAGUUGGUGCCCCAGUCUCUGGAGCAGGGUCAUCUGGUCCUUACACACGUGAGGCUGGCUUCUGGGCUUACUAUGAGAUCUGCACAUUCUUAAGUGGAGCCACAAAUGCCUGGAUUGAAGACCAAAAAGUACCAUAUGCUUACAAAGACACUGAGUGGAUUGGCUAUGACAAUAUUGAGAGCUAUGGAUAUAAGGUUGACUUCGUUAAGGAGAAUAAUUUUGGCGGGGCCAUGGUUUGGGCCAUUGAUCUGGAUGACUUCUCGGGCUCCUUCUGCAAGGAGGGCAAACAUCCACUCAUAAGCAAGCUGAAGUCACUCCUGGGCCUGUCCUCAGAAUGUACUCCACCAGCCACCAAAACCUGGUAUAACCAACCUAUGACACCCAGAAGUGAAGGCUUCUGCGCUAAUAUUGGUGGAGGUGGCAGUGGUGGUGAAGGCGGUGGUGAUGGAGGAAGCGGUGGAGAAGGUGGUGGUGAUGGGGGCAGUGGAGGAGAUGGAGGUUUCUGUACUGGUAAAGCAGAUGGUAUCUACAGUGAUCCUGAAAACAACACUAAGUUCUACCAGUGUGUGCAAGGCAAGACGUUUCACCUCCAGUGUGCUCAAGGUUUGGUCUUUGACCAGAACUGUAAAUGUUGCAAUUGGCCUUAAGUUAAAAAUGUUGUUAAAUUACAUCCUCCAAUAUUUCAUGCAAUCUACAUAUUAUUUUAACCUCUCCAACACAUGGAAAGCCCUACUCCACUAAAAUAGCAUUACAAUAAGGCUUUACUCUAUUAAAACCUAAAAAAUAAACUCUGUAAACUCCUUGAAGCAAAUCCACAUGUAAAAUAAAUACGGCACAGCAUAUUUUGUUCUUGGUA
Messenger RNA from Tupaia belangeri chinensis (Chinese tree shrew), 1739 nucleotides. RefSeq names its product acidic mammalian chitinase-like. Gene Ontology annotation, biological process: carbohydrate metabolic process; chitin catabolic process. NCBI's taxonomy places the organism in Eukaryota, Metazoa, Chordata, Mammalia, Scandentia, Tupaiidae. The coding region runs from base 46 to 1530 and encodes 494 amino acids. Gene Ontology annotation, molecular function: chitin binding; chitinase activity. The transcript is spliced from 11 exons. The record is from RefSeq and is a predicted model, not a curated record. Gene Ontology annotation, cellular component: extracellular region.